Molecule: messenger RNA, 1485 nt
Organism: Orussus abietinus
Lineage: Eukaryota; Metazoa; Arthropoda; Insecta; Hymenoptera; Orussidae
Gene: Tm2
Product: tropomyosin-1
Exons: 7
Coding region: 189-1043 (284 amino acids)
Biological process (GO): actin filament organization; muscle contraction
Cellular component (GO): actin filament
Molecular function (GO): actin filament binding
Source: RefSeq, a predicted model, not a curated record
GGUGCAAGCGCUUCGGAGCGCUUCGUCGAUUGGCGCCUUGCCAUUUUUGGGUUCCCCACCCGCGAGUUCGGAAGCUCCGCCGAGGGCCGACGCUCCGAGGGACUUCACUCCACUCGCGACUCUCCGCUCGCCGAGAAUAGAGCACUCGUCGGUUACCCUAGGAAAGGUAGAAGGAAAAGGCCGCCACCAUGGACGCGAUCAAGAAGAAAAUGCAAGCGAUGAAGCUUGAGAAGGACAACGCGCAGGAUAAAGCUGAUGUCUGCGAAGGACAGGCCAAAGAAGCAAACCUGCGCGCCGAUAAGGUCCUUGAGGAGGUCAGCGACCUCCAGAAGAAGCUCACCCAGGUCGAGGGAGACCUCCAGGCCAACAAGGGAGCUCUCGAGCAGGCCAACAAGGACCUUGAAGAGCGCGAAAAAUCCCUCACCAACGCCGAGUCCGAGGUCGCCGCCUUGAACAGGAAGGUCCAGCUGAUCGAAGAGGACUUGGAGCGCUCCGAGGAACGUCUGAACACCGCAUCCGCGAAACUUACCGAAGCUUCCCAGGCUGCCGACGAAUCUAGCCGAAUGUGCAAAGUGUUGGAAAACCGCGCCCAGCAGGACGAGGAGAGGAUGGACCAAUUGACGAACCAGCUGAAAGAGGCUCGUCUCCUUGCCGAGGACGCUGACGGAAAAUCCGACGAAGUCUCCCGCAAGCUGGCCUUUGUUGAAGACGAGUUGGAGGUAGCCGAAGAUCGCGUCAAGUCUGGCGAGGCCAAAAUCAUGGAACUGGAAGAGGAGUUGAAGGUCGUCGGCAACAGUUUGAAGUCCCUGGAGGUCUCCGAGGAAAAGGCCAACCAACGUGUCGAGGAGUUCAAACGUCAGCUGAAGACCUUGACCGUCAAACUGAAGGAAGCCGAGGCCAGGGCCGAGUUCGCCGAGAAGACCGUGAAGAAACUGCAAAAGGAGGUUGACAGGCUCGAAGACGAGCUCGGAAUCAACAAAGACAGAUACAAGUCCCUUGCCGACGAGAUGGACUCCACGUUUGCCGAGCUGGCAGGAUAUUAAUUCGAUCGUUCCCCUCCCGAUCUGUUAUCACUGCUUAAAGUUAUCCGCUUAGGCGAAAUGUCCUUCGAAUUUGUCAAAGAAUAGAGAGAUGAGGCAUUGACGUCUCCUUGCCGGACUGUCAGUCGAGCUCUGUCGUCCAACGGGAACGUCCUUGACCUUUCGCGUACUUGUAUGGAUUUGAUGUACACACUUGUAUGGAUAAGUGUAACGCAGCGGCCAAAUGUUUCGCAACCGAGCUCAGUGCAAUAUUAACACGAGAGAAAAGAGAAGGAAAUGAGGUGUUCAUCUAGUCACUCGUCCAUCUUCGCGACCAAAGAACGAGGUAAGCCUCCCCCUCCAUUCGCAGAUACGUUUAUACGACAUAAAUAAAUGUUAAAUUCUGUAAUCAAGCUCUUAUCAUUGUCUACCAAGGAGGGCGCGAAUAAAAGAUAAUUCCACCCGC